AUGGAAUCGGAUACACUGCCUAGUACACGGCCGUCAUCUUCUCUGCCUCAACAAGGAUGGUCCCGACUAUUUUCCCCAAACGCGUCUCCAGCCGUGUCCACUACAGGCACCUCACAUCAGCCUAAUCGGCGCCGCGAGUCCGUCGCUGAAGACACCGCCGCAGCAUAUCGUACCACCGCUAUGCGCCAGAUCAACGGUUCCCCGAGAUCUGCACCCCGUCCUGUCCGUGACAAUACCUCUGGAAGGCGCUCGUCGACACUGGCUACGCGCCCCGUGCUUGUCAGGGCGUAUUCGGGAGAUGCGCAGGAUAGAUCUACCUCUACCCGACCGUCUACUAUGUCCGCACGUCGGUUCCUCUCAUUCUCUAGCUCGAGGACCUCGGCGCCUUCUCGUCCGUCACAGUCCAAUGUCAUGUUCCCUACAGAUAAGGAUUUCAGUAUCGAGAGUAUACUCCAGGCCAUCGAGCCUGAUAUCCGAGGAACUCUAGACUCCAUUGCUGAGAUCUGUGGGCGGAGCAAGCUGAGUCUCUCCAAUGAGUAUGGAAGUCACAUCGCGCCGUUGGGUGAGAUUUGUGCUCCGUCAGGUGCGCUAGGAUCUGUCGAGGAGGCCGGGCCUAACGAGGAACGACGUGUCGAUGACAGUAAUGCGGUCAUCAUUGAGGAUGAAGCUAGCCCGAUUGAUCUGGCCCGUGAUAUGCAUCCGUUCUCGUUUCAUCGGUAUCUAGAAAAUCUGAGGCAUACGGCGUCUAUGUUAGAACAGAAUGGUGCAUCCGGCCAGGCAACUCAGAGACAACCCCACUCUCCACUGUCCCCUGCCAUGGCCUCCGAGGUGGAAACUGUCUUGGCCAUUGCGCCGGAGAACAUAGCUUCCACGCCUUUCACACGCGAAUUCACAUCGAGACCCAAGCAUAGCGGUCGUGAUCUGCUUGCAAAGAAUGCUACUGCUGGCAGUGGCAAACAGAAUUCAUUUCAAAUGGCCACUCCAGCUGUAGUGUCGGAGGUUCAUCUACAAGUGAUUGCAAAUGAUGGGUCCUCCACUGAACCCAAUAUCUUCCCACAGCCUUCUCUGGCAGGUGAUGGGUUACCUGAAGCCGGAAGCUCGGGUCUGGAAAUUAUACAAUCCCUCCUUGGCUGGCUGAAGUGGACUGCAAGUAUCGCUGGGCCGGAAUCUAGUCCUGCUUUGGAGUCUGCGGAGGGUCGGCUACGAGCUAUGCUUGAUCGUUCGGGGAAUGAGGCUGUGCCCUCAACUGUGGGUUGA
This is a messenger RNA of Penicillium crustosum, 1257 nucleotides long. RefSeq lists its product as uncharacterized. Bases 1 to 1257 code for a protein of 418 amino acids. The transcript has a single exon. NCBI's taxonomy places the organism in Eukaryota, Fungi, Ascomycota, Eurotiomycetes, Eurotiales, Aspergillaceae. The record is from RefSeq and is a predicted model, not a curated record.